Owenia fusiformis is the source of this 605-nucleotide messenger RNA. The record is from the annotation of a GenBank genome assembly. NCBI's taxonomy places the organism in Eukaryota, Metazoa, Annelida, Polychaeta, Sabellida, Oweniidae.
UUUUCAGCCUCUCUUCAACGUUUCCGGAUCCCAAUACCUUGGUCUGUUGAAAUUCUUCAACAGCUACCAAAGGAACAACGUGCUUGGCAAGCAAGAGUUGAGAGCCAUCCUCAGUCGUAGAGACAUUACCCCAACCGACAGUGAGCUCCAGCAGAUGAUUGACAGUAUCAGUGUUGAAUCGUCUGGCAUCAACUUCCAAGCGUUUGCUGACUACAUCAGCGAGUUCCCAGGACUCCGUGACCAGGACAGGGACUUCUCCGCCGCUUUUAACAUCUUUGACCGUUCUGGCACAGGAGAGCUUUCCCGUGAAGACCUCGGCUUCGUUAUUGGAAAGAUGGGCCAGAAAGGCACUGAUGUAGAUGCAAUCCUUGAAGCCUGUGACAAAAAUAAAGACGGAAAGAUCCAAUAUGAUGAGUUCAUUGAGGUUAUGAAGAAACAACUUUAGAUGGCAUAAUGUUACACCGCUGACACUACGGACUCUACGCCAAUAUGUAUAUUUGACAUCAUGUUACUGAAUAUAUAGUUUUGGAAAGGACACUCUUAUUGAAAUUAAAAGAUCAAUUCGUGCUUCACAUAUGUAAAAAAUGAAGUGAAAUUAUGCCGAG